Molecule: messenger RNA, 1111 nt
Organism: Cajanus cajan (pigeon pea)
Lineage: Eukaryota; Viridiplantae; Streptophyta; Magnoliopsida; Fabales; Fabaceae
Product: RING/U-box superfamily protein
Molecular function (GO): metal ion binding
Source: RefSeq, a predicted model, not a curated record
AAGUGAGUAAAUCUGAAGCUUGCAGCAGAGGAAAAAAAAAACGAUGGAAAAUGACGCAGCGAUUUCGGAGAAGAAGCUUGUUUCGGUGGAUUCCGAAGAUUCCAGUUGCUGUUGCCCAAUCUGCUUGGGACCCUUCCUUCAACUUUCGUACCUCGACAAAUGUUUUCAUAAGUUUUGCUUCAAUUGCAUUUUACGCUGGACCAAGGUAGUUGCUGGCAAGCAACGUUCUCCACCUUCUUCUAUAAAAUGCCCCCUUUGUAAGACAGAAAAUUUUUCUAUCAUAUAUGGAGUUGAUGGAAGUUGUUUUCAACGACAUUAUGUUAAUGAAGAUGUUGAGGAUAGUUUUAUCUUAUCAAGAGCGCACAGAUAUAGAUUACAAUGCUAUUACACUGAACAAGGUUUCUUAGAUGACAUAUUCAAUAUAUCACAAUAUUGGAAAACUGGUAAGUACUAUCAGCCAAACUGCUGGCUUGAAAGAUGGUUAAGAAGAGAAAUUCAAGCUCUUACCCAGGAGGAGGAUGUUGACAUCAUUGUGCACCAUAUCCUUGGUAUGGUGAAAGCAGCAUUAUGGACAAAGAGAGAGCAGAAGUCACAUAUGGAUGCACAUGAAAAGAAACAGGAGGAGUUCAAGAUGUCAGUAUCUGAGGCUGCUAGGCCGUUUCUGGCAGCAAGAACCCAUAGAUUUUUAUAUGAGAUUCAACUAUUUCUUGCUUCAGGAAUGAAUAUUGAAGCUUAUGAUGCUGUUUACAUACAACGGUUAGGUUGGAGCUCACCCGGGAUAAACACCGAGGUUUCUCAAAGUGAAUUAAUUGAUCGGACAACUGUUAUUCCAUACCUGUACAUAUUUGAUGGUGACCCUGAUGAAAAUGAGUAGAUUCCUUGUUCUGUUUUUCUCAUGUUUUUGCUGUAAUUGCUACCCGAAUAGCAUAGGAGAAAUUUUUUCACACAUCAAUGAGUGCUAUUGAUCGUCUCCAGUUACUGCAGAAGGUGUAAUUCUCAACCCAAGGGUGUAAAGUUGUAUAAUGUAUGCUUGUUAUUAAUAUAUCAAUUUUCAUGGUCUAGAUUGUAAGAAGUUAUAAUAAAACGGCAGAGGAUCCUUUUUCAACGUUAA